AUGACCGCCCUUCCGUUCAAGCCGCAUUUCAGCGACAAUACCGCGUACGUUGGGGUGCCCAGCUAUGGCGACGAACCGAGUCCAGGUCUUUCGGACGACUACUACAAGCAGGGCCAUGCACCACCCCAGCAAAUCGAUUUACAGCACCAUCCACAAAUUACUGGCCAUCGCUCCUGGUGGAAGACGCUGUUAACUCAAGGUUUCAGCGCGCUGUGGCUGGCGCCAGUUGGCGUUCUACUGUACCUCAAUCUUCACGGACAUGUCAUAGGAGCGUCCGCAUGGUGUCCAGGCGGAAAAUGUUAUCCGCAAAUGUUCGACUCCGUCAGCAGUGUUCCUCAGGUUCUGGCAGCCGAGCACGAUCAUGACACCCAUAAUCUACUCGGAGCACUGCAGCUGGUUGCCAAAGCGCUCGAAGUUUGGUUCAUCCUCAUUGCAUCAUGGCUGGUCUAUCUCAUCACCAUGUUCCUUGCUGGUAGGAAGAGCGGCUUGCCAAUCGCCUACAUCACUCGCCCAGUCGAGUUCUCCGAGCUUGCAGGUGUGCUGGACCCUCUUCUCUGGAGGACCCUGCCCAAGCCAUUCAGAAAGGAUGGACCGAAGAAGGCAAGAUUGCGGGUCUGGAUAUUCGUUGGCUUCACUGUCGGACUUGGUCUUCUGUGUAACUUGAUGGGUCCAGCGACUGCCGUGCUUGUAUUGCCAACCCUCCAGUGGCGGGAUACCGAGAAGGUUGAGCCGUAUACCCUGGUGUCGAUUGACAGCGCCUCUGCUCCUGUUGUCGGCACAUAUGCCUACUAUUCUGCUCCCUACUGCACUGAGGAGCUAUGGUCCAAUGGAAACUACUCCUGCACGUACAAUCCGUGGGCGACUGCAAUGGACUCCUGGAUCCAGAGUUACAUGUCGUCUCAAGGUGCCUGGAAUGGCAUCGCGCAACAGGACAUGGUUUCAUUCGCCUUCAAUUCCACAUCAUGGACUUACGACGAUGGUAGCGUUUCCGACUACCUUUACUGGGCUCCAAGCCGUAUCAUGAUGCGAUACUUGAGCGUUGACUAUCUCUCCAUCCAAAAUAUGUCUUGGGGCAUCCCGAAGAACGAAUUCGCUUUCCCACAGUACUAUGACAGCUUCAUCCCACUCAACAAUACCGUCCAGCUCAACGUGGAACGAGAAGGACCUAUCUUUGGUGUUGCUGCCAAUAUGUGGCUUGGAUACGACAACAAGACAUUCUGGGACUCCCAAAUCGAUGACAACAGGGCUGUCCGAUGCUGGAACGAUUAUAACGUUGGCAACACCCCCUUGGCUCGUGACAUCAUGACUGGCAAUUAUACCAAAUGUGUGCAGUGGGGUUCUGGCUGGGGAUACGACUAUCAAACAACCGGCUUCACGAUUGAGGGCAUGUACAAGAGCUGGGCGGAUGUCUUCGGGCCGGACCUCAAGUUCGAUAUCUGGAAUUCGGCCAGAGCCGCGUUCUUGCCCAAUGGCACGAUGCCAGAUGGCUUCCCUGUCGACUGCUUACCUGUUGGCGAGGUGGUCGACACUUCCCUCAACUGUGACUGGGACAAGUUCUUCGCGGUGGAUGAGAAGUCAGCAAUGGCGACGCGAUCAAGUAUGGUCAACACGAUCCAGAUCAGCGCAAACAUGGAACCCGCCGACGGCCAUCCGACCACCAUUGAUCUCAUGUUCGACUUCGUCACUUAUGUGAACUACACAUCCUACUCUCUUGAUCCCUCUCCGCAAUCCAACCCCUUGAUCCAGGUCACCACUCCUGACCUCCCAAUGAGUGGCAAAGCCAUCGAAGUCAGCCCAGCAUGGACAAUCGCCGCCUGGUCCGUAGACAUCGACGGCCUCAUUCGCGCCAACAGAAGCUCAACGCUGUCUAUCCUCCAGGCAUUCGACACUCUGUGGGAAACGGACUACUACAACUCCGUUGAUCCUCUCCUGGCCUCCUACCCAACAAUCGACUAUAUCGGCCUCCUCCCCAUCAUCCAAACUCUUAGCCUUCUCGAGUUCACGAUGGACAACACGACCGCCACCAAAGUCGACGCCGACCAUCCGCAGUUCCACCGCAGUGCUCGCAUCAACGUUUGGGCAUACGGCAUGUCGUCACGAACUUCAUGGCUUGGUGUCGCAGUGGCUCUACUCGGUGUUCUCACAGUCGUUUUUCAGACGCUCUUGGGUGUAAUCGAUCGCCGACGGUACAGAUCUCCGACUGAGCUAUUGGUUGCUGCGUUGGAACAUAGCCCGAGCGAAGAAUUCCAUGGCAAGUCUCACGAUGAGAGGGCGAUAGCGAGAACACCGUUUACGGUGCGGGAUCACGCGCAUGGACACGCUUCCUCGUUCAAGUUUGAGAGGUCGGUAUGA
Molecule: messenger RNA, 2352 nt
Organism: Zasmidium cellare ATCC 36951
Lineage: Eukaryota; Fungi; Ascomycota; Dothideomycetes; Mycosphaerellales; Mycosphaerellaceae
Exons: 1
Coding region: 1-2352 (783 amino acids)
Source: RefSeq, a predicted model, not a curated record